Messenger RNA from Adineta ricciae, 927 nucleotides. NCBI's taxonomy places the organism in Eukaryota, Metazoa, Rotifera, Eurotatoria, Adinetida, Adinetidae. The record is from the annotation of a GenBank genome assembly.
AUGGGAUCGAUUUAUAGUAGUCAAUGGUUGUUGAUUGGUAUUCUCAUGCAUUUGAGUGCGGGCAUAUCGUUCAAUCAACCAAAAUUUUCUGCAUGUGCAUACUGGAAUCCGAAUGGAACGUUUUUUGCUAAUGCCAGCUCAAAACCUUUUGGUUUGUUCGUCAGUGUGAACAACAUUGUUUAUGCCUCUGAACAAGCUACCAACCGUUUUCAAGUAUGGUCUAAUUCAGGCGACACUCCAAUUAGAACAGCAUCUGCUGGCCUGUUCAACCCAGCUGCUAUCUUUGUUCAUGACAAUGGCGACGUUUAUAUUGACAAAGGUAGUACGGUUGCCAAGUGGACUUUCAACUCAACCAGCAGCAUCGACGUGAUGAAUGUCGAUGCACAAUGCAUGGGAAUGUUUGUUGAUAUGAACAAUGCGCUGUAUUGCAGUGCUGGCAACACCAACAAAGUGCUGAAACGAGCCCUGAAUUCCAGUACAAUGAAUGCAACGGUCAUUGCCGGUAAUGGCACUUGUUCAUCGCAACCAAAUACAAUUUGUAAUCCUCAUGGAAUCUUUAUUGAUAAUAAUUUCACUCUAUAUAUAGCUGAAUAUGGUCUCAACAAAGACGUGGUAGGAAAAAACGAUGCGUACGUUGAAGUUUAUGUGGAUAAAGAUUACAAGCAGCGAACGGUUACCGUCAAAGAUACAAAUGAUCCAACAUGGAACCAAAGAUUUACUUUUAAUUUGAAAAGCAAUCCUGAUUAUUUGUAUUUGAAUGUUUACGACGAGGAUGUGGUGGGCCGUGACUCCGUUGGUUCAGCAAAGAUUGACUUGAGAAAGCAUGUUUAUGGCAAAAGUAUGUAUAAUGUUUGGGUGCCAUUGCCACAAAUGCUCGGCCUUCGUUCCAAUGGCGAGAUUCAUGUCAUCGUCGAACAUCGACCAUAA